AUGCGCUUCUUCGCCAUUACCACCGCCGGAACGCUCCUGUUCCAAAGCAGCACCAUCAUGGCCGCCACGGUCGACCUUCAGGGUACCCAAGACAACGCUCGCGCCGCACUGAAAGACCUCAUGAGUCAAUGCGGCAACGGCAACCUACCAGGGAACGCCAAACGCGUCUCCAGCAACGCGUACAACGGUAUUGUUGCCUACGCCUGCAAUGGCUUCUGCCGCACUGGCUACAUGCCCUGCCAGGACGCUGAGUGGAGCAUCAACCGCGUCAUCAACAACUGCAACUUUGGCAAGGGUAUGGGAUGGGAUAGCCAGGAGACAAGGGGCACGUGGUAUGGCAUUGCGCAUGAUUGGGACAACCCGUGUGGCUAUGGCUACACGGGUCGUGGUGCGACUUACUAG
Messenger RNA from Alternaria triticimaculans, 402 nucleotides. RefSeq lists its product as uncharacterized. The transcript has 2 exons. The record is from RefSeq and is a predicted model, not a curated record. The coding region runs from base 1 to 402 and encodes 133 amino acids. NCBI's taxonomy places the organism in Eukaryota, Fungi, Ascomycota, Dothideomycetes, Pleosporales, Pleosporaceae.